Messenger RNA from Aspergillus caelatus, 3986 nucleotides. Its product is annotated as RNA dependent RNA polymerase. Gene Ontology annotation, biological process: siRNA processing. Gene Ontology annotation, molecular function: RNA-directed RNA polymerase activity. Gene Ontology annotation, cellular component: nuclear RNA-directed RNA polymerase complex. The record is from RefSeq and is a predicted model, not a curated record. The transcript has a single exon. Lineage: Eukaryota; Fungi; Ascomycota; Eurotiomycetes; Eurotiales; Aspergillaceae. The coding region runs from base 1 to 3864 and encodes 1287 amino acids.
AUGGCGUUUCCUCACACUCCUAAGAGAGGGAAGGAUUUAUACCAAUUGAUAGACAAACUUAACGAACAUUUUGAUUUAGAUAUCCCCAACCCACAGCUUCACUCACCAUCUCUCGAACCUAAUAGGAAGUCGCUCAGAUGGCGCGUGCAUUUGGGUAUCAAACGGCUUCAUUACGACCGGAAUGUCAACUUAAAUGAGACCCUUAACAACUUCGAGGAGUGGGUGGCAUCUCGACCAGUGUGGGCCAAUGGCAGCUUUCCUUCCAAUACUCGCUUAAAAAGGGACCCGUGCACCUAUGGAUGCUAUGCCAAUGUCCCCGAGUCGGAGCGAGGCGAGCGUCUCAGAUACUUGGCGAAACUGAUCAGGGAUGAAUUGUAUAUCUUGACCAAGGGUUCCUAUUCACCUUUCCUCGAAGGACUUGAUGGGAUCACAGAAGAAGUCACAGAGCAAUCAAGCCCAUCGAAAGGGCUGAAAAGAAGGAUGUCUGAGGAGGAGGACGAAUUUCACACCGCCCCAAAUUCUCCAGUAAACAACCCUGAGUUCGGACCUACUGUGGGGUACACUCAUGAUGAAGAGGGGUGCAAUUUAGAUGCAGGGCCAGCUCAGGUUUUCAAAAGCCCUAAAGUUAAUGAUACAAGGGGACCAUCCGCAUUUUUCCAGAGGUUAACGGCACCUGACCAGUUUCGACGAUACGAUGCAGUGACACCUGCACAUGACGAUCCAAACGUCAGUUUCGCAACUACCGAGCCAACCUCUAUUUUUGAUGCUCGCGAUAAUCAACUUGAUACCUCAUUCAUAUCGACCAUUACGGAUGCCACUGAGCCCAUGUGUGACUCAGUCUACGAGGAUUCGGUGGUGAAUCAUAUGCUUAGCCAAGAGCUGAAAACGGCACUUGAAAGGUCGCAGCCUAUGGGCGAGAGUGUUGUUAAUGAGCCUCCCGAAUCUGUUGAGCAGCGACUGAUAGAUGACCUCCUUCACUGCGGGCCAUUUGCACAGGCAUAUUCCUUUCCAGGCUCACUACCCUUACGAUACCGGUACGAAUUAGAGAGGAUAGGUAGAGCUUGGAAUAUCCCCUUUGACCGCAUGCUUGCUGGUAACAGCAUACCCUUCAAAACACGCGAUGACUUCUGGGAAUGGAUCAAAGAUCACAACCAACGCAAUGGCAAGCCUCUCCCAGAGAAGCCAACCACCAAUGCUUGGGAUUUCGCUAUUGGCAGCUUCGAGACAGAUAAGCAUUCAGAAGUGGUUGUCCUUACAGGCGAUUUAGAAUGGUGCAGCGAACAUGAGCCAGGCAUUUUCAAGCUGAACUUGAAACCAUUGAAGACUGAGAGGACAUGUCGCUUUCAUCGCCGUUUUGGAUCCGACAGAUUUCUUAGCUUGACAAUGCCUGCACCGUCGCGCCCCCCGCGCCAUUUCCCAUUACCAUCUGACCCUUCUCUUCUACGAGAAAGUAUAGCCCUAUGGCUGACACAGAAUGUCCACCGGUGUCUAGGAAGAACAUGGAAGCCUUUCUUUGUGGAAGAGGUCAAGUCGAAACGUAAAGUGAAGGCAGAGCCGAAGUUCAGGGUGGACUUCUUUGCAAUUGAUGGCGUGGACUUUGAUAAGAGCCCGCACGCACCUCCCAUACCUCCCGCGAAUCAAAACAGUGAGAACCACACCCCCAUGAGCUUGGACUCUCUGUUAGACUGGCAUAUGUCGCGAGACGAGAAUAUAAAGCAGAAAAACUGCAAACUUUUCCAGCGUAUCUCAUUGGGGCUUUCGAAGACUUUUGCCACUAUUACUUUGAAGCCAUCACAGGUCCUUCAUCUAGCAGACCCCCCUAACCCACCGGUAAUGAAUGAUGGUUGCGCUUUGAUGUCUAGGGGUCUAGCCAACCGGAUAUGUGACUCUUUAGGCAUUACCGGGACCACUCCUAGUGCAUUUCAGGGCCGAAUUGCCGGGGCCAAGGGUCUGUGGAUGGUAGAUAAGCAUGAUUCUAAUAUCUCAACAGGCAGUAAUGUGUGGAUUCAGAUAUCUGAUUCGCAGUUGAAAAUCGAACCCCACCCAGCGGGCUGGCAAGAGCCUGUAGAUGAAGCAAAGCUCACUUUUGAAGUUGUAAAAUGGUCCAAACCCUUACAUACAGUGGACCUGAACACUCAACUUCUGGCUAUUUUAGAGCACGGAGGGCAUAUUAGGGAAUACGUCGCUGAUCUCACGCGAGCUGGGAUCAGGGCGGUAUAUGAAGACUUUGCUACUGUGGUCCAGUCGGACAGUCCCGUUCUUUGUCGCAGUCUAAUACAAAAGAUAAGGCCACCAGCAGAAAGCAGUAACAUUGCAAUGCUUCACAAGGUCAGACGGUUGGAUGAAUGGACGGCUGAUGAUGCGGAGGCUGUUAUUCGACUGACAGAGGCAGGCUUUGGACCUCGGACUUUCCACUAUCUUCGGAAGCGUCUGAGGAGAUGUCUAAUAGAUCUGCUAGAUCAAUAUGUAGACCAGCUACACAUUGAGGUACCUCUUUCCACAUAUGCAUUCUGCAUCGCGGACCCAUAUGGAGUCCUGAAAGAGGACGAAGUUCACUUUGGCUUCUCUACUAACUGGCGUGACCCUGAAGGUGAAUUCGAAGACACUCUUCUCGACGGUAUGGAUGUUCUUGUAGCUCGGCUCCCCGCACAUCUCCCGUCCGAUAUCCAGCGCCGAAGGGCUGUGUGGAAGCCAGAGCUCCGGCAUUUCAAAGAUGUCAUUGUUUUCCCUACUGUUGGGACAACGCCUCUAGCACACAUGCUGUCUGGUGGGGAUUACGAUGGAGAUAUGCCGUGGGUUUGCUGGGACCAGAAUAUUGUACAAAAGUUUCGUAAUUCCGACCUAUCCAUCAUGGAUUACCCUGCAGAGCACUUCGGUCUUGAGACUCAUAAUGUGCCAAUGGAAAAUAUCGACUCAUGGGAUGAGUUUCUUCAAAGCACCUUUACAUUCAACCUGAUCGUGUCUAAUCUGGGAAGGUGUACUGUGGAGCACGAGAAGAUAUCCUACGAUGAAUCGAUCGACUCACCGAAUGCUAAAGAGGUCGCCUGUCUCCUCAGUCAUUUGGUGGACGGUCGUAAAGGAGGGGUCCGCUUAUCAGAAGACGCGUGGCGAGCAUAUCGCAAAAGGGUUAGCCCUAGGGCACGGAAUUUGCCUGCGUACAAGAAUCCAAGCCGAAGACCCAAGCUCACCAAUAUAAUAGACUAUCUGCGGUUCGAAGUCGCUCAGAAAGAGAAGGACAGUGUCCUACGGCUACUAGAGGAGCCAUUGUCUAAAGCGGGGACCACGUAUGAACACGAUAGAGAUCUUACCAGGCCGUGGGACGAGGCACAGACACAGGCCGAGAAAGACCGACUUGAAGGUGGACAACUUCAUGUGAUUCUGAAAAAUGUCGCCCAGGAAAUCGAUGAUCUCUUUCACAGAUGGAUCCGCUCGGUCACCGGCGAAAAUUCAUUCUCAGAUGUCUCGUUAGAGAUCGCUGAUCAGGCUAAAGCCGUUCUACCACCCGAGGGCGACCAUCCCAUGAUCCUCGUCUGGCGAUAUAGUGAAGCUGCAUGGCUUCAAUUGCUCGCUUCAUACUCGUACAAGAAGCAUCCCGAGUCGAGCUUUGUCCUCCAUGCCUUUGGAGAGACAAUAUGCGAAUUAAAAGCCAGUAGUGUACCGUCACGAUCAGUGGUGAAUGAAAUUCUAGCUUGUUACCGGGUGAAUCAGAAAGUGGUCGCAAGGCUGACAGCCGGAGACAUGGUGGAAGACGAAGACAGUGAUGGUGGCGAUGAAUAUGAAGGCGCAGAUGCUAUAGCGAUGCUUCAGGCAACACAACUUUCUGAGGGGUAUUACGACUGUGAUGAUGAUCUGUUCGUGGAGUAAGACUUUGGUCUGUUGGUUUCAUUCGGCGCUUCUCAUAUUUUUGUGGAUUCUCAAUUGGAUAUUAUUUCUAAUGCUGUAAAUACAUAUCCACACUUGUAAACAACUAGAAUCUAUCAUUUUCC